This is a messenger RNA of Diospyros lotus (date-plum), 2272 nucleotides long. RefSeq lists its product as uncharacterized. The record is from RefSeq and is a predicted model, not a curated record. Gene Ontology annotation, molecular function: protein dimerization activity. Lineage: Eukaryota; Viridiplantae; Streptophyta; Magnoliopsida; Ericales; Ebenaceae. The coding region runs from base 13 to 2232 and encodes 739 amino acids. The transcript is spliced from 3 exons.
UGGGAGUAUGGAAUGUUAAUUGAUCCGAAAAAUAUGGAUAAAAUUAAAUGUAAGUUGUGUGGUAAAAUUAUGUCUGGAGGUGUUUACAGAGUAAAAGAACACAUUGGCCACAUUUCUGGAAAUGUUUCUGCAUGUCCAAAAUCUUCUCCAACUGAUCAAGCCAAAUGUAAGAAUGCUAUUGCCGAGGCAAAGAAUAAGAGGAAAAAUAAGAAGAAGGAGGAAGAUUUGAUGAGAUCAACUGUUAAUAUCUCCGAAAGAGUGGAAGGGGAUGAUGAUGAUGAAUUGCAAGAGUUAGGUAGCAGAAAAACGUCCUGUACUCUUGGCCCUAUCGAUAAGUUUGCAAGCUCCAUCAGCCCUGAAACUUGUUUGAGUGCGAGAAUGAGCCAAAGGCAACAAACUAUUAGUGAAGCACUAUUUAAAGAGAGAACACAGUCUGUUCGUGAAUAUUGUGCUAGAUGGGUGUAUGAAGCUGGUAUACCUUUCAAUGCGAUUGACAAUGAUAGCUUCAAAUUGUUUGUUGAGGCGGUUGGUCAAUUUGGGCCGGGCUUCAAACCUCCCAGUCAAUACCAAUUGAAGGAACCACUAUUAAAGGGGGAAGUUGACAGAAUAAAAGAGUUAUUGAAGAAGCAUGAAGAAGAGUGGGCACGAACUGGGUGCUCCAUUAUGACAGAUGCUUGGACAGAUAGAAAAAGGAGGAGCAUCAUGAACCUAUGUGUUAAUUCUAAUGCAGGUACUGCUUUCCUUUCUUCUAGAGAGUCUUCAGAUGAAGCACAUACAAGUGAACUUAUCUUUGAGUAUGUGGAUAAAUGCAUUGAGCAAGUUGGGCCACAAAACGUCAUCCAAGUAGUAACCGACAAUGCUGCCAAUAUUAUGGGAGCGGGAAAAUUAUUGAAGGUGAAGAGGCCAAAUAUCUUUUGGACCUCAUGUGCUACUCACACCAUCAAUUUGAUGCUUGAAAGUAUUGGAAAACUGCCGAAGUAUAAGAAAGUCAUUGAUCAGGCCAAGAGUUUCACAAUCUUCAUUUAUGCACACCAUAAGACCUUGUCCUUAAUGAGGUCAUUUACGAAGAAGAGGGAUAUAGUGAGACCAGGAGUUACUAGAUUCGCUUCUGCUUUCUUGACUUUACAGAGUUUGAUGGAGAAAAAGGCCCAAUUGAGGGCAAUGUUUACCAGCUCCGAAUGGGAGGAGUGCAAAUGGUCAAAGAUUGUUAAAGGGAAAGCAGCCUAUGCUACUGUGAUGAGCAUUGCUUUUUGGAAUGGUGUGACUAUAUGCCUUAAAGUUUUUGCACCUUUGGUGAAGGUGCUUCGAAUUGUUGAUGCGGAUAGAAAGCCUUCUAUGGGCUUUUUAUGUGGAGAGAUUAAGCAAGCAAAGGAAGAUAUUAAGGAGGCCUUAAAUAAUCUUGAAAAGAACUAUAAGCCUAUUAUGGAGAUUAUUGAAGCAAGGGUAAAAGAUAGGCUAGAUAGUCCACUACAUUUUGCAGCUUACCUUUUGACUCCCUACUACUUUUUCAAGGAUAUGGAUAUACAACUUGAUAAUGAAGUGAUGGAUGGGCUUUUUAACUGUGUGGAGAUGUUUUAUCAUUAUGAUGGUGAAUUGCAAGGCCAUGUUAUAAAUGUUGAGUUGCCAAAGUAUACUCGUAAAGAUGGAGCUUUUGGAAAAUCGUGGGCAACUCAAGGGUGUGCGAAAAAUGAUGACAAUUAUAAUCCAGUUACAUGGUGGAUGACUUAUGGAAAUCAAACUCCAAACUUGCAACGAAUGGCGAGAAAGAUUCUCUCGUUAACCACUAGUUCAUCCGGUUGUGAAAGAAAUUGGAGCACUUUUGAAGGGAUACAUACGAAGAAAAGAAAUAGACUAGACGUGAAUCGAUUGAACAAUCUAGUCUAUGUUCAAUUUAAUGCGAAAUUGAUGAACAAGCACAAAAGGGAGAAGGAAAGGAAUGUUGAUGUGCUACUUGCUAGUGAUGCUAGUAAUGCACAAGGAUGGAUCGUUGAUGGAGAAGAUGAUGAAGAAGUUGAGCCUGGUACGGGGCUCACUUGGGAAGUGGUUGGUGAAGCAUCGGGAGCAAACGAGAUGCUUCAAGCUCGAAGAAGUUCUAGGAUGAGAGAGCUUCAUGAAGAUGAUUUUCAAUCAGAAGAAGAAGAUGAGCAAGAAAUCAAUGAAUUUGAUUUUGAGUCCGAUGAAGAUCGUGUAUUGGAAGAAUAUGGAGAGGAAGAAGACCAAUUAGAUAGUUAGACUUAGAUUCUUCGGAUAUGGUUUAUGUUGUAUUAUUGCU